CGUGGUGACCUGCCUGGGGCCGGGUUCCCAGCUCCAGCUCCUCCUCCCUCCAGCUCUCGCUCGGCUUCUGCAGUAUCACGUGCAGCCGCGCCGGGUGCAGGAUGGCGGCGGCGGCGGCGGCAGCAGCAGCAGCAGCGGUGGGUGUCAGGCUCCGGGACUGCUGCAGCCGGGGCGCUGUACUCCUGCUUUUCUUUUCCCUGUCUCCGAGGCCCCCGGCCGCCGCCGCAUGGCUGCUUGGUCUGCGGCCUGAGGACACUGCUGGAGGCCGCGUGUCCCUGGAGGGGGGUACCCUGCGCGCUGCCGAAGGCACCAGCUUCCUCCUGCGCGUCUAUUUCCAGCCUGGGCCCGCGGCCCCCGCCGCGCCGGUGCCCGCACCCACCCUUUCCCCCGGGGAGAACAGCACGAGCGAUUGGGCCCCGCGGCUUGUGUUUAUUGAGGAGCCCCCGAGCGGGAGCGGCGUAGCGCCCAGCGCAGUCCCCUCGCGUCCCCCGGGACCGCAGCGCUGCCGCGAGCAGAGCGACUGGGCAUCAGAUGUGGAAGUCUUGGGGCCCCUGCGCCCCGGGGGCGUGGCGGGCUCGGCCCUGGUCCAGGUGCGGGUGCGAGAGCUGCGCAAGGGCGAGGCAGAGCGGGGCGGUGCGGGCGGUGGCGGGAAGCUCUUCUCGCUGUGCGCCUGGGACGGGCGCGCUUGGCACCACCACGGCGCCGCCGGCGGCUUCCUGCUGCGCGUCCGCCCGCGGCUCUAUGGCCCUGGUGGGGACCUGCUGCCGCCCGCUUGGCUGCGGGCGCUCGGGGCGCUCCUGCUGCUGGCCCUGUCCGCCCUGUUCAGCGGCCUGCGCCUGAGCCUGCUCUCGCUGGACCCGGUGGAGUUACGGGUGCUGCGGAACAGUGGCUCGGCCGCCGAGCAGGAGCAGGCGCGCCGCGUGCAGGCCGUGCGCGGCAGGGGGACCCAUCUGCUCUGCACCCUGCUCCUGGGCCAAGCCGGAGCCAACGCCGCCCUGGCCGGUUGGCUGUACGCCUCGCUGCCGCCGGGCAUCGGGGGGACUGGGGAGGACUACAGCGAGGCGGGGAUUCACUUCCCAUGGCUGCCGGCGCUUGUGUGCACCGGCGCGGUGUUCCUGGGAGCCGAGAUCUGCCCCUACUCGGUGUGUUCGCGGCAUGGACUGGCCAUCGCCUCGCACAGCGUGUGCCUGACCCGACUCCUGAUGGCGGCCGCCUUCCCGGUGUGCUACCCGUUGGGCCGCCUGCUGGACUGGGCCCUGCGCCAGGAGAUCAGCACCUUCUACACGCGGGAGAAACUGCUGGAGACGCUACGGGCAGCGGACCCCUACAGCGACCUGGUGAAAGAGGAACUCAACAUCAUCCAGGGAGCCCUGGAGUUGCGCACCAAAGUGGUGGAGGAGGUCUUGACCCCCCUCGGGGACUGUUUCAUGCUGCGCUCGGACGCGGUGCUCGACUUCGCCACUGUCUCGGAGAUACUUCGCAGCGGCUACACUCGCAUCCCGGUGUACGAGGGCGACCAGCGCCACAAUAUUGUGGACAUUCUGUUUGUCAAGGACUUGGCCUUCGUGGACCCCGACGACUGCACCCCACUUCUCACUGUCACCCGCUUCUACAACAGGCCCCUGCACUGCGUCUUCAAUGAUACACGGCUGGACACGGUACUGGAGGAGUUUAAGAAGGGAAAGUCUCAUCUGGCCAUUGUCCAGCGGGUGAAUAAUGAGGGAGAAGGGGACCCUUUUUAUGAGGUGAUGGGCAUUGUCACGUUGGAGGACAUCAUAGAGGAGAUCAUCAAGUCAGAGAUCCUGGAUGAAACAGACCUCUACACCGACAAUCGGAAAAAGCAAAGAGUCCCACACCGGGAGAGAAAACGGCAUGACUUCUCCUUGUUUAAGCUCUCUGACUCGGAGAUCAGAGUGAAGAUCUCACCACAGCUUCUGCUGGCCACACACCGAUUCAUGGCCACAGAAGUGGAGCCUUUUAAGUCUCUGUACCUUUCGGAGAAGAUCCUACUCCGGCUCCUGAAACAUCCCAACGUGAUCCAGGAGCUGAAGUUUGAUGAGAAGAACAAGAAGGCCCCAGAACACUACCUCUACCAGCGCAACCGCCCUGUGGACUACUUUGUGCUGCUUCUACAGGGUAAAGUGGAAGUGGAGGUCGGUAAGGAAGGCCUUCGCUUUGAGAAUGGAGCCUUUACCUACUAUGGUGUCCCAGCCAUCAUGACCACUGCUUGCUCAGAUAAUGACGUGCGGAAGGUUGGAAGUCUGACUGGAUCCUCUGUCUUUCCAAUCCAGGAGACCAUAGUGAGUGAGCCUGACUCUGAAGGAACCUUGCCUGAGCUCAGGGCAGCCAGAACAGUGCCCGUCUCUGUGUCUCGUACCUUCGCCUUCAGCAGAGGGGACUCUCUGGCAGGCUCCCCAGUAAACCGGUCCCCUUCUCGCUGCAGCGGCUUGAAUCGCUCUGAGUCUCCAAACCGAGAGCGCAGCGACUUUGGUGGGAGCAACACCCAGCUGUACAGCAGCAGCAACAACCUCUACACGCCCGACUACUCAGUCCACAUCCUCAGCGAUGUACAAUUUGUGAAGAUCACACGACAGCAAUACCAGAAUGCGCUCACAGCCUGCCACAUGGACAGCUCACCCCAGUCUCCAGAUAUGGAGGCCUUCACGGAUGGAGACUCCACCAAGGCUCCCACAACCCGGGGCACACCCCAGACCCCCAAGGAUGACCCUGCCCUCACGCUGCUGAACCACAGGACCAGCCUGCCAUGCAGCCGCUCCGAUGGGCUGAGAAGCCCUGGCGAGGUGGUGUACCUGAGGAUGGAGGAGAUGUCCUUCACCCAGGAAGAAAUGACUGACUUCGAGGAGCAGAAGACACAGCAGCUCUCUCUGUCCCCUGCAGCUGUUCCCACAAUAGCAGCAUCAGAUAAUGAAUGUUGUAAUAUCAACCUGGAUACAGAGACCAGCCCGUGUAGUAGUGACUUUGAGGAAACCAUGGGCAAGAAACUGCUGAGAACCUUGAGUGGUCGAAAAAGGAAGAGGUCAGCGGAUGGAGAGAGAACCUCCGAGGAAAACUCCAAUUUAACACCUCUGAUCACAUGACGAUGCAAAGAGCAUUUGCUGGGUGUGUGAGAUUCCUGGGCUUUGGGGGAGGGCCCACCUGCCCAUCAUCUGCUUCCCCCCAAGGCCUCCCACAGGUGACAGAGCAUUUCUGCCUUCCUUUCCACCUCUUCACCCCUAGCUGUCAUUUUGGCAGACUUUCCUUUGUUGCCUCCAGUUUGACUCAGAGCCUUGCUGUGGCCAUGACAGAAGAAGGUGCCUCAAAUGGAACAUAUUAGAAAUGGUCUUGUCCAUAGCACAGUCUGGGACUGAAGAAGAGAUGACCCCCAAGUUGACAAUGCUACUCUGGGACCCCUGCCGUUCUUCUUUGUUCUUUGGGAUCCCCUGUGCCAUAGCAGCCCCAUGUCUUGGGAUUCACCAUUGGUUCCUCCAGAACAAAAUGACUUUGUACCAUAUCUCGUGCUUAGCUUAACUCAGAAGGUGCCACUGGCAGAUAGGCACAGAGGAGGCUGGAGUAGCAGGUAUGAAGAUUAGUUCAGGGAAUGGAUCAAGAAUUCCUCCAGAACUUUGGAGAAUGGGACUCAGCUGUGUUGGCCUGUGAUUAAUGUCACAGCACAGAAAAGUGUCAGUGACUGUUCCUAUUAGAUAGCAGCUUCAGCAGCCUGGGAAUGUGUGUCUCAGCUGGACUGGAAAGAAUACAAGAUGGAACCUCAAGUCACUGUUUUUCCCAGGGACACAUCUGUUUUGGUUCCCAGUCCACAUUAAUCAAUCAAUGAAUCCUCCUGGAAGAGGAGGGAAUCAGUUGGGAGCCAGAGAUGGAACUUCAGGUUUUUAGUGGAAAAAAAAAAAAAAACCCAGAAAACUUAUAUGGAAAAUUCGAAGCUGUUAAAGCAA
Sciurus carolinensis (gray squirrel) is the source of this 3950-nucleotide messenger RNA. RefSeq names its product cyclin and CBS domain divalent metal cation transport mediator 1 (gene Cnnm1). The record is from RefSeq and is a predicted model, not a curated record. Gene Ontology annotation, biological process: magnesium ion homeostasis; transport. The coding region runs from base 102 to 3098 and encodes 998 amino acids. NCBI's taxonomy places the organism in Eukaryota, Metazoa, Chordata, Mammalia, Rodentia, Sciuridae. The transcript has 13 exons. Gene Ontology annotation, cellular component: plasma membrane. Gene Ontology annotation, molecular function: transmembrane transporter activity.